AGCUGCAAGUCCAGGAUGGAAGAGAAGCCCUCAGGGAUGCAUGACAUUUUGGAAAGAGAUGCUCAGACCUUUCUCAUGCAUGAAACUUCAGAGCUUCAGGCAGAUCUGCUUAGGAAAUCAAAAUCUCUGGAUCCUCAGGAGCUGUCAAGGCCAUCUGCCUCACAACUCCAGGGGCCAAGGAAAGCAGAAAUUCCUCAGACUCCAGGAUAUCCAAAAAAAUGUCCUCACGUCCUUGAGAAGCAAAUGCUGAAGAGGCUGGAGAUUUUUCCACCACAGGAAAAUGCACAGGUGGUGAGAGACCCCCUACAGGACUCAAAGGUGUUACAGAUGGAGAGCGAAUCUUCUGUGCAAAAAGAGCCGAGGGGACUGGAAUCCUCACAGAAGAAACCUGGAGAAAGUGAGUCGGGUGCCCUUGAUUCCCAGGAAAACAAUGACUUCAAAGUUCAAGGACAGAAAGAAAUGGAAAGCCUCCAGCAACCAGGAACUGUGCAAACAGAAUGUGCAUCUCUGCAGGUCCAGGGGAGGCUACAGAAGAACCAAAUGAGUCUGGAAUCCACAGAUCUAUGCCCCCCGUAUGUCCUUCGACUUGAGGAGGAAACCCUGCUAAGGCAGUCAGAGUUCAUGGGGCACAGAAAGUCCACAGCUCAGCUGCCCCUCAGAUAUCAGGAGAUGCAAGUUGCCCUGCCCUGGAGAAGUUUGCUGGGGAAAUCCAAAUCCUUGGAUCUGGGGGAGCUUCAGGCUGUGCAGUCAGAGGCAUCAACGGAGCUGGAAAACCCGAUGCUGCAGAACCCACAGAGCCGCCUGGAGAAGGGCAUGCAAACAGCCGGUGAGGAGGCCAUGGAUCCUGUCCUGCUUGAGAGGGAACAGGCCGGAAUCUGCCAGCCUCCACGCCCUCGGCCCCCACGCCGGGAGAAGGCCUUCAUCUGGCUCUCCCGCCAGGAGAAGGAGGAAGCCCUGCAGCAGCUGGCAAAGCUUCAGGCCGAGGGAGAACGCCGGCACCAGCGCGACAAGGAGCGCCAGAGCCUGCGGUUCCAGGAGAGGCUGUCUAUUGCCAAGCACCGCAAAUCAGAAGAGGACCUUCUGGGAGGCAGUCCAGUCGAGCGAUGGCCGCCCCACACGGAACCACCGGGCCAGCAGGACCAGGCUGGCCAGAAGACAGCGCUGAAGCGCCACCUGGAGAAGGUGAAGCGAGAACGGACCUACGUCAUGCAGUCCAAGCGAGAGAGGAACACUCUGCGGUUCAAGGAGCUCCUGGACCCACUGGUGGCCCAGCCGGAGGAGAGUCCCGAGCCGGGGGAAGUGUGAAGACAACAAGCGGGGGCCCUCCCGACUCAGGGACCCACCCGGAGCGACCAGGAGCCUGGCAGUGGCUGGUUAGAUCUUCAAGCAAAGGACUGACACCAACCCGGAGGGAGCAAGGAGUAAGAAGAGGACUCUCCGCCAUCUCCCUCCUUGGUCUACCCUGUAUGGAAUCCUUCCUGUCCACUUAGGAUUUGUAAAGCACCCAGCACACUGGCUGACAUGAGGAGGGAAAUUACUCAAGAGUAGGCCCAUUCACAUUCAUUGGAACGGGACUGCUGCCUUUUCAUCCCAGCGGGGCUGCUUUCAGUCACUUUCCUCAUCAUGUCAGCCACUGAUGGCAUACUGUGGAGAAGCUGCACCCGCUCACAGGCUCCACCCUGCGCAACUCAGAAGGGCGCAACUCAGGAUCCGAGCGAGGCCAUGGCACAAGGAGGACGUCCGGCCUCUUUUGCAGACUCCGGAGCCCAAGCUGUGAUCGGUUCUGCUAGGCAAGAGCUCUCAGCCCCUUCACGGAACAGGCACCAGGGUCCCUGGGGAGGAAGCUUCGCCCAUGAGACAAGAGAGGUGGUGUCCUGCCCUCUCCUGCUCCCUCCCUUCCGGUCUCCAGCUGAGACUGCUGUGUGUCGCUACCAGAAAACAGGCUCCGUUUCUAGGACAUGAGCUCAGUUCGGACAGAGAGCGCUCUCCUUCCUUGUUCUGUGUGAGCCACUUUGAGCACUUCUUUGUUGGAAAGCGGGCUGUGAACCAAAUCAUCAUCAUCUACCACCACCAGGAAAUCCAUCAUUGCCUCUGAUGCAAAUUCUGCAAGCAGGGAUUCAAUUUUGCCAGGAGCGGCUUGUCCGAAUGAGCCAGGAAGGCACCGCAGGGGACAGCUCGUCUCUCCCGCCCAGGAGCUGCACUACCUGCAGGCUGGCCAUUCAUCAGGUAGAGCAGUAUGGUUAACCACACAGCUCUACCUGACAAACUGCCAGCCUGCGGGCAAUGCAGCUCUCAGGCGGGGUGGGAGAGAGAAGAGCCAGCCCAGCUGCUCCCUUUGGUGCGCCCCUGGCUUGUUCGGAUGAGCCGCUACUGACUUGGGGAGAGAACACUUUCUGCUUCUCUGGUCCCGCUUUUCAAAUGUUAGGCGUGACAUCAACAUCGAUGGGAAGGGGAGUGGGGGGAACGACAGAGAUGUUUUCAAUUAAAUAGCUGCUCUCAGG
Molecule: messenger RNA, 2501 nt
Organism: Hemicordylus capensis (graceful crag lizard)
Lineage: Eukaryota; Metazoa; Chordata; Lepidosauria; Squamata; Cordylidae
Exons: 6
Coding region: 16-1305 (429 amino acids)
Source: RefSeq, a predicted model, not a curated record